CGGCGCCGCUGUCAGUUCCGGCUGUUUGUCCGGGAAGUGGCUCCGGCCGGAGCCGCCGCCGCCCCGAGCCCCCGAGCCCCCGCACCCGCCCCCGCCCGCGGCCAUGGCCCGGGACUACGACCACCUCUUCAAGCUGCUCAUCAUCGGCGACAGCGGUGUGGGCAAGAGCAGUUUGCUGUUGCGUUUUGCAGAUAAUACCUUCUCAGGCAGCUACAUCACCACCAUUGGAGUGGAUUUUAAAAUCCGGACAGUUGAGAUCAAUGGAGAGAAGGUGAAACUCCAGAUCUGGGACACAGCGGGCCAGGAGCGCUUCCGGACUAUCACAUCAACGUAUUACAGAGGAACACACGGGGUCAUUGUUGUCUACGACGUAACAAGUGCAGAAUCUUUUGUGAAUGUAAAGCGGUGGUUACAUGAAAUUAAUCAAAAUUGUGACGAUGUCUGCCGGAUACUAGUGGGGAAUAAGAACGAUGACCCAGAGCGAAAAGUGGUAGAAACAGAAGAUGCCUAUAAAUUUGCUGGGCAGAUGGAGAUCCAAUUGUUUGAGACCAGCGCCAAAGAAAAUAUUAAUGUGGAAGAGAUGUUUAAUUGCAUUACAGAGCUUGUCCUGCGAGCAAAGAAAGAAAACUUAGCAAAGCAGCAACAGCAGCAACAGAACGAUGUGGUGAAGCUAACGAAGAACAGUAAAAGGAAGAAGAGGUGCUGUUAAUGCCCCUUCCCUGCUGCAGAGACUCUGCUCUCAGACAGAUCAGCCCCUCCAGCUAGACUCGGGCAAUUCCACUGGGGCAGGCUUUGGGAGGACUUUCUCAGUUUUGUGCCGUUAUUUAAAGAUUAUUUUUUUCUCCAUGUUUUCUAUCAAGAGGCGCUGGCACCUUACCACUUCAGUGCCAAGAAGGUAUCGGAUGGAAUCUUGCCCCCCUCUCCUCCCCUGCUCAUUCCAGUGCGCCUUGUAGACAAGAAGGACGUUGCCUACCAAGUGGACUAAUUAACCCAAGAGUUUGUAUAUAAUGUAUAUUGCUUUAACCAGCCUCGCCUCCCUGUUGUCGCUUUGGCUUCUGCCUUCUUAAUGUCAACCAAUCAUGGACUGCAGAAUUCAUCUUUUUAAAGAAAUAGUACCAAGUUCUUAACUCGAGGUGGCCCCAGGCUGGCAGCGACUGCUUCCCGGGGCCUCUGGCUGCAUUUCUGUCGGGCUCCAGGCUGGCAACUGGUGCCCCUGGGGCCUCUGGCUUCUCCUGGAGUCCCAGGCUUUUGCUGGGGCUCAGGCUGUGUUUUUCUAGGUACCAGGAUUGCAGGUGGCACUGCUGGAGCCUGGGGUUUCACGUCACCAGCUCCUGGGCUGGCAGCUGGUGCUGCUGCUGGGGCCUUGAAUUUCAGUUUGCCAUGGUCCAGAUUUGUGGCUGGAUCCUCGUGCUGCAGCCCAGCUGUACCUGUGCUCUUCUGUAGUUUGUAUCAAGAUACUGGAAAACAAACUGACCUGCAGAAGUGGGAUUUAUUUGGAUAAAACUUUUCUUUUUUCUGUUUUGUUUUUUUUUUUUAAAGCAAAGUUUAACUCCUUUGACCUCUGCUUCUGGUUCUGCCAGUGUCCUAAGUGAGGGUCCAUUUCUUUUGAGAAGAACAAAAUCCGUGUGAUUCUGCCAAAAAACCCAAACUUCUCCUCGUUGCCCUGUCCACAAAUAGGCAAUCUGAACUUGAAUGUGAAUUUUGGUGGCAAAGCUUUUGUUUUUUGAGAGAGAGAAAGGCAUGAAAAUAAAUCCAGCUGUUCUGGGUUGAUGUCUGAAUAUGAAAGCUGCUGCAGGAUCAUUCCCAGGAUUCUUCUGGUAGGAAGGAGGACUGCUGUUUAAUGCAAAGAAAUGGAAAGCUUGCUUGCUUGGGUUAUGUGGUGGUGGAGGAUCACCCUUGGAAACAAACUGGGCUCACUGUGCUCAAUGUUUUCCUGGCCUUUGUUGGCCUUUCCGGGAAAACAAGGGCUCAGUUCCUCAGCCUGAAUAGAUGUAGUUAAAGGUGGAGAGUGUCUGUGUGUGUAACUAAAAUAUCAAAUGUCUGGGCUGAAAGGACAUGCUCAGCACCUGAAUAAUUGCCUAAAUAAUAUUAAAAAAUAAUUUUUCCUUAAAAUGACUAAAAGGCAUGGAGGGUGUGACUUCCUUUAAGGCCUUGAAGGUGGGCAUACUCAGAGUCUCAGUGAGUGGCCCUAUGGAAUUGCUGGCCUUAGUUUGGUAGGAUGUGAAUCACUGAUGUCCCUGAGCUUGGAGUCAGCCCACUUCUCUCCCUUCCUCCCUCUUCCCACAGGAGAGGCUAAAUUUUAGUCACUUAUUUUGCCUGCAUUUUUUUUAGAUUUUUCGGGUUGUGGUAAAAGCCCCAAUGAUACAAUCACGUCACAGUCAAUCACUUUAAAGACUUUUUACAAAAUGCAAACAAUGAAUGUGCAACACGUGGUUUUUUUAAUCAGUUCAGGUGCUGGGAAUAUGUAUCCAGCUGCCUUCACCCAUCUCUUUUCUUCACAUAUCUUGCAUUGGUAACCCAAGAAUAAGAGUGAGCUGGGAUGAUACUGCUGGAGUGAGCUCUGAUAAUUGUAAGACUUGAGUGGCUGUGGAAAGUGGCGGCUGAAUUCCCACCAGUCCAUCCUCGUCUGCUCUCUGAUGUUGAAUGUGGUGUGUGCCAGGAGCAGCUGGGCAUCCCUGGAGCCUUCCCGUGGGAAUGGAGCUGUCCUGUGACAGUUACCCCUUGCAGAUUAAAGGGCCCAGCUGUGUUAACUUUGGGACUCUUGUGGUAGUGUGUGUGCAGAUCUAGGAGGGAGUAACUUCAUAGAGGCAGAAGUAAAGAAAAUGUCUGAAUUUACUGGAAAUGAUGCAAUAAAAUGAGGAAAUGGUGCACCCAAGCCUGGAGUGUUCUCUUAUAUGGAAAAGUUGGUCCUCUUUGAGUCCAGGUCUUGGUGGCCAUAGUUUGAACUCUACCAAUCCAGGUUUCCAUCUUCCUGGCUUAAAGUGGGAAUUUUUUUUUUUUUCCCCAGAGCUGGCUGUAGAGGAGCAGUUACCUCUGCUCUUGCCACAACUAUUCACUUGGAAGGGGUGGGGACUGUGUCUCUAGUGGUGCUGAUGUGAAGUUUCCUAAAUGUUGAGCAAUGGAAUGUCUAACUGGUUUGCUAGGAUUAUUUCUGUAAUGAAAGUUUCUAAUUAUGCUUUUUAAAUAAUUUUAAAAAACUAAAAAUAAAGGUUACAAGCUGCCAAA
This is a messenger RNA of Myiozetetes cayanensis, 3225 nucleotides long. It is a transcript of the gene RAB35, whose product is annotated as RAB35, member RAS oncogene family. Gene Ontology annotation, cellular component: plasma membrane; endosome membrane. The transcript is spliced from 6 exons. The record is from RefSeq and is a predicted model, not a curated record. Gene Ontology annotation, molecular function: GTP binding; GTPase activity. NCBI's taxonomy places the organism in Eukaryota, Metazoa, Chordata, Aves, Passeriformes, Tyrannidae. The coding region runs from base 104 to 709 and encodes 201 amino acids. Gene Ontology annotation, biological process: endocytic recycling; Rab protein signal transduction.